This is a messenger RNA of Cutaneotrichosporon cavernicola, 1194 nucleotides long. RefSeq lists its product as uncharacterized. The transcript is spliced from 3 exons. The record is from RefSeq and is a predicted model, not a curated record. Bases 1 to 1194 code for a protein of 397 amino acids. Lineage: Eukaryota; Fungi; Basidiomycota; Tremellomycetes; Trichosporonales; Trichosporonaceae.
AUGCUCUGUUUCCCAUGGUGUAAGCGUAACAAGUCGACCGACGAGGAACCACUCAACCCGAAAGCCAAAGCCUCUCCGUCAGUCAAGAGCAUGGAACCUGGCGGGCCCGUCCAACUGCUCGAUGAGCGUAGUGGUGCUCCCAAGAUAACCCUUACGGUUCCGUCGCGCGAGGCCCUCACCCUGGUCGUCCCGAGUGAGGGCGGGAAGACUGCCAGUCCCUCGCGCCCUGUCAACACCACGCCCAGUCAGGACUCGCCACAUUCGCCCGGAAGCCCGGUGCUGACCCUGCUUGGCGGUGGCAUCGUGAUGGUCGGCACGCUCGAGUCAGUCCCAGAGGAGGUCGUGGCCACGACCCAGACGGUCGCGGUGGUGGAGCCCCAGCCUCCGCCCACGAGCAAGGAACCCAACAUGGUGGCAGUGGCCGAAUCACCCACGUCAGUCAAGGUGGCGAGCCCGAAGGAGAUGCCGAGUCCGGUGGUGACUGAGCCUCUCGCUCCACGUCAGCUGUCGAGUCCGGUGGUGACUGAGCCUCUCGCUUCACGUCAGCUGUCGAGUCCGGUGGGGACUGAGCCUCUCGCUUCACGUCAGCUGUCCAGCCCGGUGGAGGCUGUGGCCAUGAUCAUGGUUCCCGAACCAGAGACCAAGCCGACGCCUGCCCAGCUGGCCGCCACGAUCCCUCCUUCGGAAGCCACGGGGCCCGUGAAUCGUGAAUUCCAGGAGGACGUCAAGCCGACCACCGAGCAGCUAGCCGAAGCCGAGAACGCGUCUAGUCAGCACGAAGGGAGUGACGUCGCCGUCGUUGUCGCCGCCGUUCUAAACGGCGCGGAAGGUAGUGAGGACAUCAAGCCGCUGGCGAGCACCAUCGCGGCGCAGCUGGUCAGCGUCGUCGAGGGCCCCGACAUCGACAAUGUCGCUGCCGAACGCGCUAAGCCUAUCAUCGACGAUGUCAAGCCCACCAUCGACUGCUCCACAGAGCUCGAUGUGUCUACCUCCGAGGACAACCCGGAAGGCAUCCCGCGCGCCAACCCUAGCGCCACUCCGUCGAUCGAAUACCUCGGCUCCGGCCCGGGCGAAAACCCCCCGUGCGUCGUCGACCUCACGCUCAGCGAGACGGACGACGAGCGCUUCAGUGCGAAGAGUGUCAGCGGCCCGCCGGCCGAGAGCCCGGGCGGGUCCACUGACGCACUCCAUUAG